AUAAUGCGUGGGGAUUUCAAAGAGGUUCAUAUUAUCCAGGUAUUUCACUUUAACAGUGUUCAUAGGUUCCAGUUAGGCAUGGAAACACCUAUCUCGCUGCCAGAAACUGAACUGCAGGACACGACAGACCGAUCUCAAUGCUACUCUACAGGCUUUGCUAAAGCCCCCAAACCUGCGUGUUUUUAUUGGGAGAAGAAAAUAGCGAGUACCGAUGAAGUGAACAUGCGCGAGGGUCGUCCUGCAUUACAUACACACAACACAGAGAAAGGAAGAAGAAGAAGAAGAAGAAGAAGAAGGAGAAGAAGAAGGAGAAGGAGAAGGAGGAGAAGGAGAAGGAGAAGA
Molecule: messenger RNA, 342 nt
Organism: Geodia barretti
Lineage: Eukaryota; Metazoa; Porifera; Demospongiae; Tetractinellida; Geodiidae
Source: the annotation of a GenBank genome assembly